This is a messenger RNA of Stylophora pistillata, 5602 nucleotides long. RefSeq lists its product as uncharacterized. Gene Ontology annotation, biological process: negative regulation of microtubule depolymerization; pattern specification process; negative regulation of canonical Wnt signaling pathway. The record is from RefSeq and is a predicted model, not a curated record. Lineage: Eukaryota; Metazoa; Cnidaria; Anthozoa; Scleractinia; Pocilloporidae. Gene Ontology annotation, molecular function: beta-catenin binding; microtubule binding; gamma-catenin binding. Gene Ontology annotation, cellular component: catenin complex; cytoplasmic microtubule; beta-catenin destruction complex.
AGAUGUCGGCAACUUUGUUGUUGUUUGAAGGCUUCAUGCGAGAGUAUUUUGAAUGAAAUGCCGAAACCUCUCGUGCUGAUGAAUCACAAAUCUAGUUUUGGUUGUCUGUCAUAAUCACUGCCCUUCUGUUGGAUUUAUUUCGUCUGUGAAUGUCCAGUGUUUCGUGUUGUCGUACACGUUCCCUUACGAUUCGUUGUCGGUGUGCUUUUUCGGAAGUGUAGGAGGUUUAUUGGACAAUUUUUGACUCUCUUGUGCCUGCCGACAAUAUAAACGUCGACAUAUUCUUUUUGUGCGACAGCUCUGAGAAAACCACUAUGCUUAAACCUCUCAUGAAGCGCUCUGGAAACCAUUUUCAGCACUGAGUGUAAAAACAGUGGGAACGAUUCAGCGACUACAAGGAGAUAAGUUUGGCAGCAAAGCGUUUUGUACGUGAUAUGGAAGUAGAUGACAUAGAUGAGACAUUCUUUGAUAGAAAUAUUGAUGAGAUUGAUGUGAGAGAAACUCCACAGAUUUUGGAGCUGGUGACAGAGUAAAUAAAUCAGUUCAGGCAAGUAAGAGUCAAUCUGUAAGAAACAGAGAUAAAAAAGAAACUCUUGAUGCUCAUAUGUGGGAUGAAGACGAUGUGGAUUCAGUAAAGGAUUUUACAGGAAAUGAUCGCCAGAAAGAAGCAAAGUACAUGGAGCGGACAGAUGAGGCAAUUUAUCAGCGAGCUGCCGAAGAACACAUUAGGAGACCACCUCUUUGGCAUGAUGAUGAGGUGGAUUCUGUCAGGGAUUUCAGCCGGGUGUCUGGAAAACAAGAACCCCCAUCAGGUUUAGCUAGUCAACAACUAAGUAGGCUUCCUUCAGAUGAGCACAUAUGUCUCUCUCCCCCCUGGAAUGAAGAAGAUGAUGGGCCUGUCAGGCCAUUUGUAACUGAAGAACCAGUUGCAAAGAACUUUAGCAUCAAUAACAUGGUGAUGGAGGAACGUAUGAGACAAGGACAGCCUCCCCCCUGGCAUGAGGAAGAUGAGAGAGAUUCUACCAAGGACUUUGCUGCCCAGUAUCGUAAAACAAGAUCCAUGGAAAAUUCGCGCCGUCCUUCCGAAGAAAACAUUUAUCUGACUCCACCCUGGAUGGAGGAUGAUCGUCAGUCUUGUGGGGGUCGGACUGGAUCAGAUCAUUCUUCAAACCGAUCGUACAGAAUGACCCUGGAAGAACAGCGAGCUAUCGAAGAGGAGGUCAGAAGUACAGGCAUCGCAGAGGCUAGCGAUAAAGUGCAAGUUCUCCGCCAAGAAAAAGCCGCCGAGAAAACUGUUGAAGGAGUCGGACCACCUGUUCCAGGAGACAGUGGAUUUUGUAGCGAGCAGGACCAGCAUGCGCAGCAAGGACAAGGACUCCCAGCUGAGGGUAUGACUAGUGAAGCUAUGUUACAAGAAGAUCCACUUAUUACCAAAGACGUCGUCAUCGUGGAGCCCCCAUCGGAAAAACAAACUGCUACUCAAAACCAGGCCUCUAGUAAAGUUAUGGCGGAUACUUUUAAGCCUGUUGCUUUGAAUCCAGCUGACGACAGCCGGCCAGUCAAUCAACCGUUACCUAGCAACAGGGACAGGCCGAGCAGAUGCGCUGGUCCACGAGAAAUGAGAAGUGAUCAAAAUGAGAGAAAUCAUAGCGGCGUCGAAGGAGGAAACCAUAAUCGGGGACUCGCCAGAAGCAUUAGUCAGUCGAGUCUGGAAGCCAUGUGUUAUUCACCGCAUGACGCUUUGGACGGUAUGGAGACGUCCAGCCUGGUCAGUUUCGCCAGCACCGCAGCCACUCAUCACGACCUUGACACACGAAUCGACAUGGUACAGUCGCUGUUGUCUAUGCUAGGAACACAUGACAAAGAUGACAUGUCACGGACUCUGUUGGCGAUGUCAAACAGCAAGGACAGUUGCGCAGCCAUGAGGCAAUCAGGUUGUUUGCCCCUUCUUAUUGAUUUGCUCCACGGCAAAGACUUAACGGACAAAAAUGCUCGCCGUGAGGCCCGCGCGCGUGCUGGACUCGCUUUGCAUAAUAUUGUCUAUUCCAACGUGGAAGAUAGGCGUGGUCGUCGCGAGAUACGAGUUCUAAGACUGCUGGAAAUCGCACGUGCGCACUGUGAUGUUGUGCAGUUUAAAGGCUUUGCAGUACACCCCUGUGCGGAACUGUGGUAUCCACCUUUGAGGGAGUAUGGGCCAGGUCCGGCUAUUGCUGCACUUAUGAAACUUUCGUUCGAAGAAGAUCACCGCACGGCCAUUUGCGAACUCGGUGGCCUUCAAGCUAUCGCGGAACUUGUGCAAAUUGAUCACCAAGUGAAUGGACAAUGCAAAGACUUCUACAGCAUUAGUCUUCGUAAAUAUGCGGGAAUGACUAUUACCAAUCUUACUUUUGGAAAUACGAAGAAUAAGAGCUUGUUGUGCGGGAUCCCAGGUGCUGUAGACGCCAUUAUCGCUCAGUUGAACACCGUUGAAGAAGAAGAGAUCAUCCAAGUUUCUGCGAGUGUACUUAGAAACCUGUCUUGGAGGGCCGACGAAUUUUGCCGCAAAACUUUACGCGAAGCGGGUGCAGUGAAAGCGUUGUUAGCUGCGGCCCAAUCAUUGCAGGGCGAGCCCGCCCUGAGAACGACCCUUAGUGCCUUGUGGAACCUGUCAGCUCAUUGCUCGGAUAACAAGACAGAGAUUUGUGCGACACCAGGCGCCCUGAAGUUCUUCGUCAAAUGCCUCAACUACUCCAGUCCAUCCGGUAGUAUUACUGUGGUAGAGAGCAGCGGAGGAAUUUUGAGAAAUCUCUCGUCCCACAUUGCCGUGCGUCCCGACUAUCGUAAGACCCUCAGGGAUUGCGGCUGCUUUCAGAUUAUGCUCACUCAACUACGUUCGCCAAGCCUAAGAGUCGUCAGCAAUGUGUGUGGUGCCUUGUGGAACCUGUCGGCUCGAUGCGUCGAGGAUCAAGAGCUACUCUGGGAGCUCGGUGCUGUGUCUCUGUUCAAGUCGCUUAUCAACUCGAAGCACAAAGCCAUCGCCCAGGCAGCAGCAGCAGCUCUACGAAACUUGAUGGCUGUGAAGCCAGGGAGUUCUACGGAUAACGAGUCAACAUCCUCCCGUGUAGCCAGACACUACCGUAGUAUGCCUGCGAAUAUGCGAUCAGCAGAGGCACAAGCUAGGAUUAAAAAGGAUCCAGCGAGAGCAUUCAACAGUUCAUCUAGAACCCAGUCUCCGAUACCCCAUGGCCAGGCUACCCAGCAUCCGCUUUCCACGCGCCAAGCUUCAAAGCAAGAUUACGAAGCUUCCUCUCACCCUGCCAGUAAUGUCCAGCCAGGCCUGGUUUCUAAGCAAUCACACCCUCAUUGCCUUGUCUCUAAACAGACAGAAGACUUGAGAUCGCAGCCGUUAUACUCAGCGGGUCAAGCUGGUAUCGUCCCAGUCACAAGGCAAGAUGUUGACUCCACGUCACGUGCACAGCAAUCUGGGAAAAAGAAAGUUGGAUCUUCUACCUCUCUCACUCACUCGAGCUCAAGCUCCAAUCAUGGCGUUGUCCAGGAAACCGAACCCAGUCCUUCCCUCUUGCGGAGCAGAUCAGAUGUUGGUCCCAGGGCUCUGGCCGGUAGACAGCGGAGAGCGAAGGCACGAGGCGCUGACGCGAACAGUAUGGACAGCGGAGCCUCUCUGGAGGGAAGACAUGCAGCAAAUUUCAAAUGGAACCACAGCAAUGAUUCACUAGCAAAGUAUCGUCGCCAACCUCGCAGAGAUGCUUCCUUGAAGCAGAAUUACGAACGGCUUGACGUUGAUCCCCGACAUAGUGGACAAGCUACCGAAAAACGCCAACACUGUCGUUCUUCGAGCGACGGUUGUGCGGUAAUUCCGCUGUUGUCUGACUCGUACCCAUUACAGGUAUCACACAAACCCAAAAGAGACACAGGAAGAGACAAGAGUUCUGGAGGGACGUCUGUGAUAUCCAAGAUCAGAAGUGUUGUACGGAAAAACGUGGAGGGAGGAGGUGGACACUAUCAAUGGCCAGCACCUCAGCAGGGAGAGACUACCUCCAUGAUUUCCCCAUCUACGGCUCGAAGACUCAACCAGUGGACUGACACAUGUCUUGGAGAGAAUUACGAGAUGACAGAGUUUGGACUGCAGGAGGAGAAUCCCGCCAAAAUACGUCAGGUGGUGGAGCAGCCCGGUGCUUCGAAUCAAUUCCUCACAAACGUUGCACAUUCUAAUCAGAAGCACUCAACACAGAAAUUCAAAUCGUACCGUGACUCAGAAAGUGACGCUGAUACAGAGAUUGCUUCCGAAGAUGAGCGACACCUGUUUGGUCACCCUCGGAAAGUUUCGAGUUAUCCUGAGGUGGAAAAUGCUUGGAUUCAAAAACCAACAUUCGAGGCUCAUCCUUCUCGUUCAGCGGAUACGGAGAGUGUUGCUUCGUCAACUUGCAGCUGUGAUCAAGUGGAGAAUGUCUGGAUUCGUCGUCCAGACCCCAAAAGCUCUAAAAAAUGUAAUUGCGGGAAGUGUAGUCGCAAUCGAGCCGUGAAGAAUGCGGAAAAAAACAUUCCCAAGAAACCGAUGGUGAAAAGUAGACGAGAUUCGACCGAGUCUCCAAUAUCCAGCCCCAGCUUGCAUCGUGUGUUCAAGAGCACGUCAGGACGCGAACAGAAAAAGAAUUUGGAUCCAAGCAAAAGAGGAGUUAAAGUUACGUCGCUGUGAGAAAAAUACUCAAUCUCACGGCACGCAGGGGAUAUAAAGGAAAAAUCAAGGAAAAAUUCCUUUUAAAGUGAUUUAAUAUGCAGUUCAUCAUAAUGGCAGACUGUAGCUCAGAUACCAAAUGUCUCUUGAGUGGUUUACGUUAUGAAAUGUUUUUAUUAGCAACCUGUCGCAACAUUUUCCAUGGUGAGAUCUCCCAAAGUUAAACUUUCUUCGUCAAGAAUGUCCUUAUAUUGGUUGUCGAUAUCUGUUCAACAAGGAGGGGGGUGGGGUGGGAGGAUUUCAAAAGAUCAAGUUGUGUUAAGAACAAAACCAGUGUAGAUAUAUCUAGUAAUUAACGGUAGUAUUGUAUUGUAUACUCUCAAAUGAUAAUAUAAGGUCAAGGUUAUGUGUACAGAGCACUAUGUUCAUCGUGACAGUGAUUAUAAUCUCAUAAAAUUGCCUUAAAGCUGAAAUUGGUUUGAAGUUUUGUUCAAGGUACUGUUGGAUAUAAAGGUUAUCGUUAGCCACUACUUUCGUUUGGAAGAGCUAGCAACGUUAUCUUACCACGUUUGCAUCCUUCAGGUACUAAGUACAACAUAUUAGAAAUCAACGCGGACGUUAAAAUGCGGCGAAAAGGUAGAACAGACAGUGAAUAGUGGACUUGUCAGGACUGAAGUUUUUUGCUUAUUGACCCUUCUCCCCCACUGUAGCUCCUCCAGGCUUCCUUAUAUAGCACCUUCACCUUGUUGUAAAAGAAAAGUGGAUCAAAAGUCAUUGUCUUCGGGAUCUUCUUAAGGUGUAACAAUAGCUUUUAACUUCGUAUGCCGUAUUUGAAGAUUAACAUCAGCAAAGUGUUAUUUUUGUAUUGUUGGAGUUCAACGACCAAAGAGUCGUGAAUAAUAAAAAUUCAAUUUAUUCAUUUUUUAA